AUGUGGCUCUUGGAGCAGGAAAAUGUCUUCGAGGGCCGACAGCUCUGGCUUCGCCCCGGCAAGCUCUACCUCUUUGGCCGCACAGCCUCGGAACCGGGCCAGCUUGCCAUCUCCCACAAGACCAUCUCCCGGAAGCACAUGACCAUCAAAAUCGAGCCGGUAGCCGAUGGCCGCAGCUCAAGUAUCUCGAAGCGAUCCACUGUAACGAUUGAAGAUCUCGCGACGAAGACGGGCACAACGAUCGACGGCGAGAAGUACAAGGGAGAGAAGCAUGUCGUCUCCGACAAUGUCGCGGAGAUCAAGCUGGGAGGCUGCCCUGACAUUUUCCGGCUCUCGUGGCACCCUGUUGUGCUGAGCUUCAGCUUCACGAGCCGCGAAAUGCGAGAAGACCCCGCCCGCCGACUCCGCGACAUGCUCGAACAGCUCGACAUCAAAUUCACAUUUGACUACAACAUCCAACACACGACACAUGUGGUGGCGAAGAAGAGGAAUACGUCCAAGGGGCUGCAGGCGCUCAUCAACGGCCGGUACAUCGUCACCGACUCGUUCGUCGACGCCAUCGUGGCGGCUGCGCUGCCGCCCGACGGGGCCGAAGCAACAGAGGCGUCGGCUCUGGAGCAAGACUUUCAGGCCUCCUGGCCAAACCCUCUCGAGCACCUCCCGCCUCGCGGCGGCGAGCCUGUGGAACGGCCGCCGGAUGCGUAUGCUCCGGAUGAAGCGCGGAAAGAGAUCUUUGAGGGUUACACAUUCAUCUUCUACGACAGAAACCAGUAUGACAAUCUCCUGGCGCCGAUCACCAAUGGCGGCGGCAAGGCGCUGCACACCGAGGUCACCCCCGAAAAGACAACCGUGGACGACUUUGUGCUGUUUGUCAAGACGGAGGCGGGCGAGAAGGGCCUUGGGUCUUUCGAGGACGGGAGCGAAGGACGCGGCGUGGUCGUCGUCCGCUUCACCCCUGAUAAGGGUGACGACACUGAAUGGUACGCGUCGUUUUUCUAUGAGACAUCGCUGCGGCUGGACCACCGCCCCAUUGAACAAAAUGAGUUUCUCGAGGCUAUCCUCGCCAAGGAUGCCAGCAUAUUACGGAGGCCUCUGCAGACCGAAACAGUCCAGGACAGCCCGCCCAGAGCAGCGCGGAAACAAGCAGCGACUAGAGGCGGCGAUGCCAUGGAGAUGGAUUCUGCGCCAGCCCCAGAUGCACAAUCACAGGACGUCUCGGAGUCUUCGAUACCUGGCCCACGACGUGGCCGCACGAGACGACAAGCGACUCGACGGUUUGCAGGGUUCGAUGAUGACUCUGAUGACGACGAUAAGGGCAAUGUGCCACAGGCUUCCACACCAAACACACGAGCCAGCGGGCCUGCCGAGGAAGCAGAAGACGAAGACGAAGAAGAAGGUCUUUUCGUGUCCCAAGACCGCCGGGACGAAGCGCCCGCCACCAGAUCGCAGCGCAAGCGGCCAGCGCCCGACUCAGCAGACCUCAUGGACGGCCUCAUCCCCACAGCAGCAGCCGCCAAGCGCCGGCGCAUCGAAGCCGGCGAGGACCCGAUCCGACAGCAGUCGCCCGACGAACCCGAGGAGCCAGCGCAGCCAAAGCCGGCACCGAAAAGGGUCAAGAGGGAGAUCGACGUCCUGGAGGAAGCACGCAAGCGCCGCGAGGAAAUGGAGGCCCGCGCCAAAGCGGAGCGCGACGACCUCGCCAAUGUGCCCUCGGACAUUGAUCUCGACGCCAUCCGCCGCCUCCACAUCGUGGAAGAGAUGGGGCUGCGGAAACCGGGUGGUGAGCGCACGCGCGAGCAGGACGUUGCCGACGGACGGUGGGACCCGCGCUGGAACGGGCGGCGCAACUUCAAGCGGUUCCAGAAACGAGGCGCCGCGCAGGGCAGGGCGGUCAUGAAGGUCAUUGUGCAGGUGUCGGAGGUUAAGAAGAAGGACUUCGGCAUCGGGGACGACUACUGGCUCGAGGAUGACACGCAGCAGAAGAAGAAGAGCGGCGGCAGCCAGUCGCAGGAGGCCAAGUCUGAGCCCUCCUCGAGGGCGACCGGCUCGCUGAGGGCGACAGGCUCGCUGAGGGCGCGGGCAUCGCAGAUUGUGCUGUCGGACGACAGCGAUGAAGAAGAGGCCAUCGAGGAGACGCUGGCUGAGGCUGCGCCGGUGACGCGCAUCAGGGGCACCAGAAGCACGGCGACCGAGUCGCAGAGUACGGGGCCGACGUCGAGCCGCAGCCAGGCGACUGGGCGUACGACUCAGGGGAAGAGGCCUGCCGCGGAGGCGUCGAGUGAACCGCCGGCCAAGAGGCCACGGCCUGUGCGACAGAUUGUCGAGGUUCGCGAUAGCGACGAGAGCGACGACGAGCUGAAGUUUAAGUUUGGCCGACGGCGGUAG
Molecule: messenger RNA, 2385 nt
Organism: Verticillium nonalfalfae
Lineage: Eukaryota; Fungi; Ascomycota; Sordariomycetes; Glomerellales; Plectosphaerellaceae
Exons: 5
Coding region: 1-2385 (794 amino acids)
Biological process (GO): double-strand break repair via homologous recombination; mitotic G2 DNA damage checkpoint signaling
Cellular component (GO): Mre11 complex
Molecular function (GO): protein binding; damaged DNA binding
Source: RefSeq, a predicted model, not a curated record